AUGGAGGUCAUUGGAAAAUGGCGGGAGUCUUUCCGUUUGGAAAACGUUGAAUCCCGGGUCAGAUACCUCGUGGAAUACGCAACUGAAUAUAUCCAGAAUAACGACAAUAUGCCUAGUGUAUACGCCGCAACAACCGCUUUGGGAGCUCUGAUGUUUUUGUUUGUGCUAAGACCUUUGAAUAGGAGGUUUACGGACAACAAGAGCAACAAGACCUCCAAGAAAAAGACCAAAGGUCAGAGCAAGAAAAAGGCUACCAGUCGCUCCUCUAAACCCGUUAGUCUGGAGGAUCAGAUCGAAAAUGUGUACAUGAGGUUUUCGAAGGAAUACAAACAAGCUGUGGAUGCCCUGGUGGAAGAUUUCGAUCCGUCGUCCGAAAAAUUGCAGUACCAGCGGAACUACUACAACGAAAUGCUACUAAAGCUGGUCAUCGAGCUGGACGGUGUCGAUCUGGUCGACUUGACAGGCGAUCGAAAAACUGCUCUAAAAGACAGACGUAAACAGGUCAUUAGAGCGAUCCAAACAGACCUCAAAAGGCUGGACUCUCUUAAGAAACAGGGUUGCUGA
Lachancea lanzarotensis is the source of this 564-nucleotide messenger RNA. RefSeq names its product LALA0S01e14840g1_1 (gene SNL1). NCBI's taxonomy places the organism in Eukaryota, Fungi, Ascomycota, Saccharomycetes, Saccharomycetales, Saccharomycetaceae. The transcript has a single exon. Bases 1 to 564 code for a protein of 187 amino acids. Gene Ontology annotation, molecular function: protein-folding chaperone binding. The record is from RefSeq and is a predicted model, not a curated record.